AUGUUGAGACCAUUUGCCAGCGGAGAACGAUCUUCAAGCUCGAACGUCGAUUACACCAACACCAUCAACUCUGCCAUUUCUAGCCUCCCCAAUUACAUCAGCUACGUCUCCAGCCAGCAGCAAUCGGCUCAGCCCCAACUACUGAACACUGACGGAGAAGUGGUUGCCUCCACGGGUCACCUGGGCACCACCACAGAAGUGAAGCCAUCAGGAGUGGUCAGCCAUGGCGUGAAAGGGGUCACUCGAUACCCAACUCAAAGCAAGGGAACUUCUCAGCAACCAGUCCAGCAACUGCAGGACAUAUUUUCUUCUCAGCCGGCAAACAUUUUCGGCGAUGGUUACCUUGAGCCGGUCGUUGUUGGCGGUUCCAGUAGUCCCUCAAAUGUAAUCACAGGUAUCCAACCAUCGGCUCCAAAGCGUUCCUGGCCUUGGUUUUUCAAGCAGCCCAGUCGAAAGACUUCUGGACAACAGGCAACUUCAGCGAACUGCUUCUGCAUUCCAAACGGCCUUCAGACGACAACGUUGAACCAGCCGCAUCUUUACCAAACUGAGCAGCAGCAACCACAACAGCAGACGCAGCACCAACAGCACACCCAGUCACAAUACUCCAAUGAAGAAAGCUCAGCUUUUGGCAAUGUCCGACCAGUCGAGCCGUCGUCUGAUUUCGAUAGCGAUGGCUCUAAUCCAGUUCCUCUAGUGGUGCCUGCUCCUUUGCAGGUGGUCAACGGACAGCAGCAACAGCAGCAGCAGUCACAGCAGCAGCAAGUGCAGCAGUCUCAGGUAGUUAACGGUGGCACUGGCGCAGACUUGCUAGCCAAUCAUCGUUCGCAGCAAUCACAGCCGCAGCAGCAGACACAACAGUUUGUUCAGCAGUUCCAGGCAGUUCCAGUUGUGGCCAACUACCAAUCGGCUCCACAGCAGCAGCAACCUGCUGAAACUGGCAACCAGCAGACCAACUCUGGACAGGUGGCCAGUGCCAACUAA
This is a messenger RNA of Rhagoletis zephyria (snowberry fruit fly), 984 nucleotides long. Lineage: Eukaryota; Metazoa; Arthropoda; Insecta; Diptera; Tephritidae. The record is from RefSeq and is a predicted model, not a curated record.